AUGAUUUUACUUAGAUUAAUCCGAAGAGCUGAUGUGUUGGUUAAACCUUUCUAAUUUAAUGUUCACAACAGAAAACGGACAUAAACUUUAAUAGGUUUGUAAUUAUGAAAUUUAGGGGGAAUUUUCUCGAUUCUACUAUUCGUGACCUAUAUAUUGUACGGAAUCAGCUUGUUUAAUCGAUAAGAAUUAAACUAGAACACAAUUUAUGCUGGCUCAUAGUCAGAUUUUUAAGAAGAUUACAGUUUAAAUCAAUCAAUAGUUAAAUUUGCUGUUGAAAUCUCUCCAAUCCAAAAGGAACCCUUUGAAAACUAUACAUACAUAUAACAGUAUUAAUUAUAUGGAAAUUUAGAUAUCUAAAUUUGGAAGUGUUUUAUAUUGAUUAAAGAAGAGUUAGUGAAGUUGUUGGAUACAAAAGGAAUUAGACAAAACUCACAAUGAAGAAAUGUGAAAAGACUUAUAUUAAUGAAUUCAAUUUUUAAAAUGCCACUUUGACAGAUAGUUAAAAGGAACAGCUUCUCUGCUUUGAAGGACAAUUUAAUAUAUCUGGAUAAUUUUAUGAUCCAGUUUUUCAAUAUGUAAAAAUUCAACUCAAUAUUUGUGAUAAUCAUACAAAUCCUGAUUGCAAAUCAAUUUAGGAAAUUGAAAAAUUUAUUAGUCAAGGGUAGUAUUACAUUUUUAAAAAUUAGUAUCAAUAUAGAUCUCUUUAUCAAGGGAGACAGGAUAAAGAAAGCCCUGAAUAUGAGUGCUCCUGCUGAGACAUAUCCAAAAAACUUGUUUUGGAGAUUGACAACAGGAGUGGCAAAUAAUGAAGAUAUUUAUAUGGCACCUAUCUCUUUAGAUAUAAGUAUUACGUUUAUAUAAGUAAGAAAAAAAUAGUUUAUUCGCAAAAUUAACAACUUAAGGAUCCAAUUAGAACAUUUUUAAGUCUGCAGCAAUUUUUAAAUCCGAAAGAAGAUAGGAAUCUAUUAAUUUAUCUCAUGGAGCCUUGAUGAAUUCCUUUUAUCUAAGGGCUGGAUCUGAAAGCUUUUAUUAUUUUUCUUACUAAUAGGAUUGGUUGGUUAUCUUAUUAUCAUCAAUUUCAGAAACUACCUCAUUAAUAGUUACAUUCUUAAGGAUCCUUUAAUUCUUUUAUGGAUUUUAUAAUAAGCAUAAGACAUUUGAGACUUUAAUGAACAAUGUGUUCAAAUUUGAUAUCACUAAAAACACACGUUCUGACUUUGAAGAAAAUAUGCAAAGUAGUGGAAUGCAUAUUGAUCCUUAACAAAACGUAUUAAUAAAAAAGUAGAAAUUAGAAAAAGUAAAUCUAAUAUUAAAAUUAGAUUAUUAAUUUUACUAUAUCGUAUCCAAUGUGGAGAUACAUACUAUAUAAAUUAUCAAAAUUAUUUUUGUGUUUAAAACAAAGAUUCAAUUUAUGUUAGAUUGCAUAAGAGGAAAUGAUUACAAUCUCAUAAUUGGCCAAAAAUAAAAUAUAAAAUGAUCUAGAUUUAACUAAUAUUCUCAAAAAGCUAUAUGAAAUCGAUUGCAUUAAGCUCCUAUUAUUUGAUGAUGAUCAAUUGCUAAUAUUCAAUAGUUUUAGCUCUCCUGUAUUUGAGGAUAACAUGGUCUAACAACAGCACUUUUAAGAAAUCGUUAAGCUGCAAGGAUAUCGCCGUUCCUUAAGAACGUAAACUUUUAGUAAAGUAGAUUUUAAAUUUGUUAAUUCAUAAAGUAUUCUCAUUAAUUAUUUAGAACUACCAUUUACUUAAAAGUUAAAGAAACUUUCAAGAUUCUUUAGUGCCUAGAUGUUACCAAACAAUGCGGAAGAAUUGACAAACAUUUUUAGAAAAAUUUUAGAAGAUCAAAAUGUCAAUUUUAAAAAGAAUCAGAAAUUACUAAAAUUUGCUCAAUCUAAUUAUUCAUUGUAUAAAUUAGUACAACAGUAUUGUUCUGCAAGUGCAAAUGUCACUAUUGAGAGGAAAACAAAUGAAGCUCUUUCUUUAGAAGGCGAAGACAGACAUAAUGUCUAGAAUCUAUAGGUACAUAUGAGAACUUUAAAUAAGUGA
This is a messenger RNA of Paramecium octaurelia, 2042 nucleotides long. The record is from the annotation of a GenBank genome assembly. Lineage: Eukaryota; Ciliophora; Oligohymenophorea; Peniculida; Parameciidae.